Molecule: messenger RNA, 1380 nt
Organism: Penicillium maclennaniae
Lineage: Eukaryota; Fungi; Ascomycota; Eurotiomycetes; Eurotiales; Aspergillaceae
Product: UPF0075 family protein
Exons: 2
Coding region: 1-1380 (459 amino acids)
Biological process (GO): amino sugar metabolic process; peptidoglycan turnover
Molecular function (GO): phosphotransferase activity, alcohol group as acceptor; ATP binding
Source: RefSeq, a predicted model, not a curated record
AUGGUCACUUCCAUUGAAUUUCCCGAGCCCAACGGCUCUGCCCAUGGCCAGGGCACGAGUCGCCGUUGUGUUGCCGAUGGCACCCUCGACAUUACAGUGAUGGGAAUGAACAGCGGUACGGCCAUGGACGGCAUUGACUGCGCCCUUGUUCGUUAUCGUCAGGUUUCUCCAGAAGCCCCUUUGCACAUGGAGCUCCUCAAGUACGACGAGUUUCCCGUCCCGCAGAAUAUCAAGAAGCCCGUCCUCGCUAUGCUUCGCGAAACAAGAACUACUCCAUCCCUCAUGUCCCAACUAAAUGUCCAGCUCGGGAACAUGUUUGGUGAGACAGUCAAGCUCUUUUGUGAGAAGCACAAUGUACCGAUCGAUAGCAUCGACCUCAUUGGCUCGCACGGACAAACGAUUUGGCUUCUAUCCAUGCCCGAAACUGGCGAGACCCGGUCCGCCUUCUGUCUCGGCGAGGGAACUGUCAUGAGUGGCAUGACCAAGAUCACGACAGUCACGGACUUCCGCAUGGCUGAACAGGCGGUCGGCCGCCAAGGUGCUCCCCUCGUCGCUUUGAUCGACGGUCUCCUCCUGCGCCACCCCACUGAAUGGCGCAUCUGCCAGAAUAUCGGCGGUAUUGCUAACCUCUGUGUCAUUCCACCUGACAGUGAAGGUGGCGUCGACGCCAUGGUCGACUGGGACUGUGGCCCGGAAAACAUGUUCAUCGAUGCCGCAAUGCGCUACUUCACCAACGGCGAGAUGGAAUAUGAUCGCGACGGCGAAUGGGGUGCUCAGGGGACCGUCAACCAGGCAGUAGUCGACAAGUUCCUAGACAACAAUAAGUACUGCAACCACCUGCCUCCCAAGACAACGGGUCGUGAAACCUUCGGCGACAAUGGUGCUCAGGAGAUCAUCGAUGAGUGUUUGGCUCUGGGCAUGAGCAAGUACGACAUCAUCGCGACCAUCACACGUAUCACCGCCCAGAACAUUGUCAAGCAGUACCGCACCUUCUUCCCCCGGUUCAACAUUGAUGUUGAAAAGAUCGCCGGUGUGUAUAUGUGCGGUGGUGGUGCCCGCAACCCCAACAUCAUCAAGUAUCUCAGGGCGCAGCUUCCAAACUCAAAGAUUGUCAGUCUUGACGAGACGGGUAUUCCUUCCGAUGCCAAGGAGGCAGUCUCGUUCGCUCAACAGGCUCUCGAGGCUAUUCUCGGCCGGGCUGCUCUUGUCCCCAUUAAUAGUGACACAUUGACUCCUAACACCAUCUCGGGUAAGAUUGCGCCGGGUCUACGUUGGAGAGAGCUUAUGGCGAUGGCAGUGGAGUUCGGAAAGGGUCAGGUUCAGUUGCCAACGGUGAAGGAGAUGGUUGUCGAUCGGCCGUACACCGAAUGGAAGCCCUAG